UCCACCCAACCACUGUUUGGUUAGUUGCCUGUGUAGUUUCUGAGCAUGACAGCAGUGCACCGCAUUGUUCAUGAACGCGUAAAGUUUGACCCUGCCAAGUUGCCGUAUGUUUCUAUUGGAUGCAGAUCGAUGGAGACCCGAGGACGAAGAUGGCGGAGGAGCUAGACAGAGUACGAAUAUCCGCUGCAGAACUAAGAGCAGAGGCUUCAACAUUAGUUACUCGUCGAGGGAAUGUCAAAGAGGUUCGAGAAGAUAAACGGCACAAACAGCGAGACGGGAAGCGGCCAGAUAUGCAGCGCUAUCAGCCGAGCGCAGGACACAAACGCAAGGACAGCGUAGAGACGGACGACCCGCAGCAAGCCCCGUCUCAAACGGAACAAUCGGCUCCAGCAGUAGACGAAGCCAUGUCAAAGAAGGACAUGCCAGUCUUGGGGACUGACCGACCUCACAGCAAUGCCAAGCACAGUGUGCACAGGGACGCUACCCACCAGGAGGACGCUCUGCUGUCGGAUGCUGACCUUAGCAACGUCAGCUUUGAGAGCGGAGGCCCGGAAACGUCUGGCAGGAAGGGUGUCGUUGUGAAGGAUGGCCAGGGGUCUGACCCGGGGCUGCCCACCUCACCUAAACAUGCGCGCAAAGCACGCAAGCCUGACCGCCAGAUAUACCAGGCGGGGGGACGCUGGGCGAAGGGUGGUAAAGACUCCGCUCCAAACCACAAGGACUCUGAGAAGGGCGGUAAAGACUCCGCUCCAAACCACAAGGACUCAGAGAAGGGCGGUAAAGACUCCGCUCCAAACCACAAGGACUCUGAGAAGGGCGGCGUGGACGCGGAGGCCUCGGGUCCCAGCGGAGAGAUGGAGAAGGGAAGCAGGGAGGCCGAGCUCGGGCACAAGGACGGGGGUGGACGGGAGUCGGAGCGCGCCUUGACCGCCGCGCCGCCUGGGGACCUCGAGGACAGCAGAGGUGCCGCUGAGCCGCAGGGCAAAGGGAGGGGCGAGAGGGGCCGCGGCCGGCGCAGCAAGGACUCAAACAGGAAGCAGGAGCCAGGACGGCCGAGAAGAGACGGAGGAGGACCCGGCCUUGUCCAAUAUGAGGACCGGCGGCGCGUGGACACGCUGGCCAGUAGAGUGGAGAAGCCUCGAGCAUGA
This is a messenger RNA of Alosa alosa (allis shad), 1148 nucleotides long. Its product is annotated as telomerase-binding protein EST1A-like. The transcript is spliced from 2 exons. Bases 120 to 1148 code for a protein of 342 amino acids. Lineage: Eukaryota; Metazoa; Chordata; Actinopteri; Clupeiformes; Clupeidae. The record is from RefSeq and is a predicted model, not a curated record.